GUGUGCGCGGUGGACCAGCAGCCGUCAGGUUUGGCUCGCGGCCGGCGGCCUCCGGCUGGCUGAAGAGGCGGUGCUUUCCGCGUGUUCCCGGAAGGACUUAGAGCGAAAGGCGGGAGAAGGAAGCAGCCGAAAGGCGGAGGAAGCCUGAGGGGGUGGUUGCGUGCGGACCGGACGCUCUGGGCCUGCUGAGCUUCCAGACGCCGGCUCUCGGGCACCCGAGCCAGCCGAACCCAGCCGGCCGCCUCUCCUGCUUGCGCUGCUGCACCCGUCGGGAGCGAGUGCGCCUGCGCGCCUGCCACCGCGCGCGCCUGGUCGCUGUCCUCUCACCGGCCGGCGGCCCGACAGUUCCUGCCCCGCUCCCCUCCCGGCCUCGCUCAGCUCGGCAGCGCCCCGGCGUGCGGCAUGUCCCGGCGGCGGCACAGCGACGAGAACGACGGAGGACAACCUCACAAAAGGAGAAAGACCUCUGAUGCCAAUGAAACUGAAGAUCAUUUGGAAUCAUUAAUAUGCAAAGUGGGAGAAAAGAGUGCCUGCUCUCUGGAGAGCAACCUAGAAGGCUUGGCAGGUGUUUUAGAAGCUGAUCUUCCUAACUACAAGAGCAAGAUCUUAAGGCUUCUUUGUACAGUUGCACGCCUGUUACCUGAGAAGUUGACAAUUUAUACAACAUUAGUUGGACUGCUGAAUGCCAGGAAUUACAACUUUGGUGGAGAGUUUGUAGAAGCUAUGAUUCGACAACUUAAGGAAUCAUUAAAAGCAAACAAUUAUAAUGAAGCUGUAUAUUUGGUCCGUUUUUUAUCUGAUCUUGUGAAUUGUCAUGUCAUUGCUGCCCCAUCCAUGGUUGCUAUGUUUGAAAAUUUUGUAAGUGUAACUCAGGAAGAAGAUGUACCUCAGGUGCGGAGAGAUUGGUAUGUUUAUGCGUUUCUGUCAUCUUUGCCCUGGGUUGGAAAGGAGUUGUACGAAAAGAAAGAUGCAGAGAUGGACCGCAUCUUCGCUAACACUGAAAGCUAUCUUAAAAGACGCCAAAAGACACAUGUGCCCAUGUUACAGGUAUGGACGGCUGAGAAACCACACCCACAAGAAGAGUAUUUAGAUUGCCUGUGGGCCCAGAUUCAGAAAUUGAAAAAGGAUCGCUGGCAGGAGCGGCACAUCCUAAGACCUUAUCUUGCCUUUGACAGCAUCCUCUGUGAAGCACUGCAGCACAACCUGCCUCCUUUUACGCCACCUCCUCACACGGAAGACUCCGUGUACCCGAUGCCACGGGUCAUCUUCCGAAUGUUUGAUUACACGGAUGAUCCCGAGGGUCCUGUAAUGCCAGGGAGUCAUUCAGUUGAAAGAUUUGUUAUAGAAGAGAAUCUUCACUGCAUCAUUAAGUCCCACUGGAAGGAAAGGAAAACUUGCGCUGCACAGCUGGUGAGCUAUCCAGGGAAGAACAAGAUCCCCUUGAACUACCAUAUAGUUGAGGUGAUCUUUGCAGAGCUGUUUCAGCUGCCAGCUCCCCCGCACAUUGAUGUGAUGUACACAACGCUGCUCAUCGAGCUGUGCAAACUUCAGCCCGGCUCUCUCCCCCAAGUUCUUGCACAGGCAACUGAAAUGUUAUACAUGCGUUUGGACACAAUGAACACUACAUGUGUGGACAGGUUUAUUAAUUGGUUUUCCCAUCAUCUAAGUAACUUCCAGUUUCGUUGGAGCUGGGAAGAUUGGUCAGAUUGUCUUACUCAAGAUCCUGAAAGUCCCAAACCAAAGUUUGUAAGAGAAGUUCUAGAAAAAUGUAUGAGGUUGUCUUAUCAUCAGCGUAUAUUAGAUAUUGUUCCUCCUACCUUCUCAGCUCUAUGUCCUGCAAACCCAACCUGCAUUUACAAGUACGGAGAUGAAAGUAGCAAUUCUCUUCCUGGACACUCAGUUGCCCUCUGUUUAGCUGUUGCCUUUAAAAGUAAAGCAACCAAUGAUGAAAUCUUCAGCAUUCUGAAAGAUGUGCCAAAUCCUAACCAGGAGGAUGAUGACGAUGAAGGAUUCAGCUUUAACCCUUUGAAAAUCGAGGUCUUUGUACAGACUCUGCUACACUUGGCAGCCAAAUCAUUCAGCCACUCCUUUAGUGCUCUUGCAAAGUUUCAUGAAGUCUUCAAAACCCUAGCAGAGAGUGAUGAAGGAAAGUUACAUGUUCUGAGAGUUAUGUUUGAAGUCUGGAGGAACCAUCCACAGAUGAUUGCUGUACUAGUAGAUAAGAUGAUCCGUACACAGAUUGUUGACUGUGCUGCAGUGGCAAAUUGGAUCUUCUCUUCAGAACUAUCUCGAGACUUUACUAGAUUAUUUGUUUGGGAAAUCUUGCACUCCACGAUUCGUAAGAUGAACAAACACGUUCUCAAAAUCCAGAAAGAGCUGGAAGAGGCGAAAGAAAAACUUGCAAGGCAACACAAACGGCGAAGUGACGAUGACGACAGAAGCAGUGAUAGGAAAGAUGGGGCUCUGGAGGAACAAAUAGAAAGAUUGCAGGAAAAAGUGGAAUCUGCUCAGAGUGAACAGAAGAACCUCUUCCUCGUCAUAUUCCAGCGUUUUAUCAUGAUCUUGACUGAGCACUUAGUACGAUGCGAGACUGAUGGGACCAGCGUAUUAACCCCGUGGUACAAGAACUGUAUAGAGAGGCUCCAGCAGAUCUUCUUACAGCAUCACCAAAUAAUCCAGCAAUACAUGGUGACCCUGGAGAACCUGCUCUUCACUGCCGAGUUAGACCCGCAUAUCCUGGCUGUGUUCCAGCAGUUCUGUGCCCUACAGGCCUAAGGGUCCUUUUAUUCCCUUGUCAAGAUUUUUUUAAAAUCUCUCAAAAUAACUGGUCUUAUUUUUUGAUGGUUUGAAUGCUUGCUUUCUUGUAGCAUCCUUUCACUUAUUGGGGGGGGGAGGGGGAGGACGGUGAAGAAUAGAGCAUUGGUUACCUUCAAUGGCCCCUACAAAGCGAAAACUCCCGACUAUGUGACAAUGACCAUAGGAUGUAUUAUAUAUGUGACAGAUACAACUUUUCUGGUAUUUUUUUUUCCUUAAGGCACAAAAGAUAAGUGAUUUAAGGUAUGUAAACACUAGAGGUCCAGCUUACAAAGUAGUAUAUAGAACUGGUGGGUUUACUAUCAAGUAGCGUAGCUUUUCACAGCUCAUGGAUAACCUGAUAUGGCUGAAAUAAAACUAAAUGUUUUUUAAA
Molecule: messenger RNA, 3187 nt
Organism: Mustela lutreola (European mink)
Lineage: Eukaryota; Metazoa; Chordata; Mammalia; Carnivora; Mustelidae
Gene: NCBP1
Product: nuclear cap binding protein subunit 1
Exons: 23
Coding region: 403-2775 (790 amino acids)
Biological process (GO): regulation of mRNA processing; nuclear-transcribed mRNA catabolic process, nonsense-mediated decay; mRNA export from nucleus
Cellular component (GO): nuclear cap binding complex; nucleus
Molecular function (GO): protein binding; mRNA binding; RNA cap binding
Source: RefSeq, a predicted model, not a curated record